AUGAAAGUACACAAUGGUGCUACUUUGAUCAGCUUAUCUUUUAGUGACAAAAUCAGCAUCCCCGAGAAUUAUAAUUGUGUAUUUAAUUUUCAGUUAAAAGUCAUGUUCGAGGUACUACUGCCGUUGAUAGUUGGAUUGAUAUGGGGAAGUACUAAUAUCUGUAUGAAGUAUAACUCUAACAAAAUGCUCAAACUUUUGGCGUUUUUUUUCUUGAAUCAAUUCGCCUCUAUCUUGUUGAUGUUUGGAUUCGGAUAUACACGAUUGUCAAGAGGUGUAGCGAUAGCAAACUCAACAGCUUUACUAGCGUCAGCACUUACAAGCUCAUGUGUUUACCAUGAAAAAAUGAAAUUUAGCGGGUCUGUUGGAGUUGUGCUCAUAUGUGUUGGAACUGGUCUACUCAACAGCUGA
Schistosoma intercalatum is the source of this 408-nucleotide messenger RNA. Lineage: Eukaryota; Metazoa; Platyhelminthes; Trematoda; Strigeidida; Schistosomatidae. The record is from the annotation of a GenBank genome assembly.